Messenger RNA from Colletotrichum navitas, 1638 nucleotides. RefSeq lists its product as uncharacterized. NCBI's taxonomy places the organism in Eukaryota, Fungi, Ascomycota, Sordariomycetes, Glomerellales, Glomerellaceae. The record is from RefSeq and is a predicted model, not a curated record. The transcript has a single exon. The annotation marks the transcript as partial. Gene Ontology annotation, cellular component: membrane. Gene Ontology annotation, molecular function: calcium ion binding.
AUGUACGUGAUGCUGUAUGUGUUCCCGUUUUUAGCUGCGCUUUCGGGAGCAGUACCAGUCGUUUAUUUUCCCUUCAACUCUCAGCUGCCGCCUGCCAUCAGGAUAUCCGAGCCCUUCUUGUAUACUCUUUCACCACAGACUUUUGCCUCACAAUCUCAACUCUCCUAUAGCCUUAGAAAUGCACCAACAUGGCUCUCGAUAGAUGCGACCAUUGGCCGUCUCUCCGGAACCCCCCAGGAUGGCGAUGUGCCGCCCGGCGAGGUGGUGGGAAUACCGGUGGACAUCAUCGCAACAGAUGAUACGGGCUCAGCUACGAUGGCGGCCACACUGGUGGUAACUAGAAGACCGACACCCAAACUCAACAUCCCAUUAUCCGAACAAAUACAACGAUUCGGUGAUACAUCGUCGCCAUCUGCCUUCGCGGCCUUCCCUGCAUCUGAUUUCUCAUUCUCCUUCGCCAAGGAUACCUUUUCCUAUGUCGGAGACGGGCUGAACUACUAUGCUACGUCGGCAGACAACAGCCCUCUACCAUCCUGGAUCAAGUUCGAUGCCAGCAGCCUUACAUUCACGGGGAAAACCCCAUCGUUCGAGUCAUUGCUUCAACCGCCCCAGAAAUUCGAUUUCAGUCUCUCUGCGUCUGACAUAGUUGGCUUCUCGGCCGUAUCCGUCGUGUUCUCCAUCGUUGUUGGCGUCCAUAGGCUCACAUCAGACACACCUAUCAUUCGAAUCAACGCGACUCGGAAGACAGAGAUAUCCUACACGGCUCUGGCUAGCAGUAUCAAACUGGACGGCAACGCCGUUGCGCCAGCCGAUCUUGACCUUUCCCCAUCUGAACUACCGAGCUGGCUCUCGGUCGAUAAUACAACACUCGAGAUACAAGGAACCCCCCCUGAUGAUGCGCAAUCUUCAAACUCGACACUCACUUUCCGAGAUAAUUACGCCGAUACCCUCGACAUUCUUCUGUCCGUCACUAUUAUAACCCAAAUCUUUCGUAAUACAAGCUUGGCAUUCGAAGCUACACCGGGAAAGAAGUUCUCAUUUGAUAUUGGACCCUAUCUCUUGCUGCCUUCAGAUAUCGAGCUAGAACUCGACACUCCGGAAUCUUGGAUCAAAGUUGAGGGGCUAGUUGUGUCAGGAACGCCUCCUAGAGCUACCUUGCCUGGAAAAACCAAGAUUCUUCUGAAGGCAACAUCAAAGAGCUCCCAGGAAUCCGAGACAGCGACAGCGGAUCUCACUAUACUUCCUGUGCCCGCCAUCUCUUCGACUGUUCCCACGCCUUCAGUCAAGCCAACGAACCCAGCGACCAGCGAUCACUCCAAACAUGGUUUCCAACCAGGCUACAUUGUCCUCGCCAUACUGCUUCCCCUGCUGAUCCUCGCCAUUGCUGCUUUCUUGAUCAUUUGCUGUCGCAGGAGGAGGCGACAAGAAUCGGCCCACGACGGUCUCAAAAACAAGAUUUCUGAUCCUGUACCCGGCUCAUUUGUGAUAAACGGCGAAACACAUAGCAGAGAUGGGUCUGAACAGUCCAUUAUUGGGAGAAUGAAGUCGGUCGGGAACAACCGACAUAGCCGAGGGUAUUUCAACUCCGCCGUACAAAGAAUGAGGCAAUCAAGAACAUUAUCGACCAUCACUGGAUCC